Molecule: messenger RNA, 1895 nt
Organism: Chara braunii
Lineage: Eukaryota; Viridiplantae; Streptophyta; Charophyceae; Charales; Characeae
Source: the annotation of a GenBank genome assembly
CGAAAUUCAGAUUGCUGUCCGUUCACGUCGGCUUCGACGGAGGUAGGUGGUAGGUCGGAAAUGUCGGUGGGGACGGCGAUGGCGGCGCAGACGGCGGGGCUUUGCGGGAUCUGCAGAUCGGCUAGCUAUGGCGGCGGCUGCGGCUCUGGCAAGCAACAAUGUGACGUCGGCGAUGGCGGUGGCGGGAAAACUUUCGUUUGCGGAGGCGCGUGGUCCUCGUCGACGAAAGUGCGGUCAGCACCAUCAUCCUCGCCUGCGAUCUCUUCUCUCUCUGUAGUAGGUUAUGAUGAGGCAAUGUCGAAGGGCGGGAGUUCGAUCUGCCGAUCUGUGGAUCGAAGGGACAUCUCGACGGUCAGGAGUUGUCCUUCACUGUGGACGGGUGGAGCGACACGUGGCUGCGGGAUGCUGGCGGGGUGUGGAGCCGGGACCGCAAGGCGACGACGGGUGACUUUUGGCGUUAAAGAGCGGGCGACUGGAGAGCUUGCAGCAGGGGUAGGGAACAGGAGAUGGCGAAGGAGGUGUGCGCGCAGGGAGCAGAAGCAGGAGGACGAAGAUUUAGGAACUGCAGCAAGAGCGAUGGGAAAGACGACACGCGAGCAGCGAAGAGAGAGACGACGCGAGGAAAACCCAAGACCUCAGCCGCCAGAUUAUCCAGAAUGGGCACAGGUGCUUGAGCGGAGCGCUGAGGUUGAUGAUGCGUGGGCAGAGAUACUUCAAGAUAGCAUUGGAGAUCCUGAAGCAAUGAAGAAGAAGAUUGAUGCUCGGAUAGAAAAGUGGAGCAACGAGCACAUGCAGAAAAAGACAGGAGUUGCGGCUCCCAUGGAGGUUUCAUUUAGAGACUUUGAUCCCUUUGAUACGUACAUAUGGGUGGAGCUCUACAAGAGACCAUCUCAGAAGGACACAGAGAUUCUUGCCAGUGUUAUGCGUUCCUGGUUUGUCCUUGGGAGGCUUGGCGGUUUCAAUUACAUGAAUAUGCAGUUAACGAAAAAGAAGUAUGACGAGCCCAUGUCAUACAGUCCAGCAGACGCAGCAGAAGCACUACCGGCUUGUUUCCACAAUAUCGGUGAUUGGGAGUUCCAGGACACGUGGGGAAGGAUAUGGGCUGAUCUGGGAACGUCGGAUCCUGUGGCGCUAGAUGUGCUUAUCAAUUCUCUCGCCACCGUUUGUAACGACCAUGUUGGGAUCAAACGGCUGGUUUUUGGAAAGCGGGGUGGUCCGCCAGAUUGGGAUGAGGAUGCUUCAGAAGAGAAUGUUGACGGAUAUGUACGAGUCGAGUUGUAAUAGCAGGCAGCUUCUUUAGACGACAACCCGUCUGCCUCUUAGUCCCUACAGAAGUCCAAUUAUGUUUUUGGUCCACUGUCUACUUCUCAAUUUGUCGUCACGUUGACGAGCAAUCUGUUCUUUUUUUUUUUUAAAUAUGUUUCCGGGGGAUGUCGAAAGCAUCAUGCAGCAGCGUGCAGCAGCAACAUCACAGUCUUGAUGUAGAAGAAGUUAAUCAUUUCUCUGCGUCUGUUGGUGACAGCUAUGCCGUGCAUCAUUGAGAGAGAGAGAGAGAGAGAGAGAGAGAGAGAGAGAGAGAGAGAGAGAGAGAGAGAGAGAGAGAGAGAGUCCUGCACUCGGCUAAGAUGAAGUUGUUAUUACUGUGUUAGAGCCAGUAGGACUUCAGAAGUGCUUACGUUGUGCCUGAGAGAGAGAGAGAGAGAGAGAGAGAGAGAGAGAGAGAGAGAGAGAGAGAGAGAGAGAUUGUGUACCCUCCACGUUCAUGUAAGUACCACACAUGUUUGUUGCAGGAUUGUUCCUGUAUAGUGUAGAUAGAAAGUCCCAAGAGUUGGGGAUGCAUGUUCCUGUAUAAGCGGCGACUUUUGGAGGGACUGCAAAUCCAAAGCAUUAUCAGU